GCGCAGAUACAAAUCCCCAGAAGCAGUCGCGGCAGCUCCGGUCAGAGAGUACAGUCCGCCGCGCGUCCAUUUAUAUUUCCGUUUUUUAGAUUAGCCCCUUUAAGCUUCGCAAUACCGCCCCCAAUUUCAGCGUCGGUACGGAGCCGCCAGGCCGGGACAGAGACGGAGAGAGAGGCCUCGGCCAUGGAAGCACUCGGACCCGGGCCGCCUGCUCCCACCUCUCUGUUUCAGCCCCCGCGGCGUCCCGGCCUCGGCACGGUGGGGAAACCCAUCCGGCUCCUUGCCAACCACUUCCAGGUGCAGAUUCCCAAGAUUGACGUCUAUCACUAUGACAUCGACAUCAAGCCUGAGAAACGGCCUCGAAGGGUCAACAGGGAGGUGGUGGACACCAUGGUGCGGCACUUCAAGAUGCAGAUCUUUGGAGACCGGCAGCCGGGUUAUGACGGGAAGAGGAACAUGUACACAGCCCACCCACUGCCCAUCGGGAGAGACCGGGUGGAUCUGGAGGUGACUCUUCCAGGCGAGGGGAAGGACCAGACCUUUAAGGUGUCGCUGCAGUGGGUGUCCGUCGUCAGCCUGCAGAUGCUGCUGGAGGCGCUGUCGGGUCACCUGAACGAGGUCCCUGAGGACUCUGUUCAGGCCCUGGACGUCAUCACGCGGCACCUGCCCUCCAUGAGGUACACUCCUGUUGGACGCUCCUUCUUUUCCCCUCCAGAGGGUUACUACCAUCCUCUGGGCGGGGGGCGGGAGGUGUGGUUCGGCUUCCAUCAGUCUGUCCGUCCUGCCAUGUGGAACAUGAUGCUGAACAUUGAUGUGUCUGCGACCGCUUUCUACCGUGCUCAGCCUGUGAUCGAGUUCAUGUGUGAGGUGUUGGAUAUCCAGAACAUCAACGAGCAGACCAAACCGCUCACAGACUCCCAAAGGGUCAAAUUUACCAAGGAGAUAAGAGGUUUGAAGGUGGAGGUCACUCACUGUGGUCAGAUGAAGAGGAAGUACCGUGUUUGCAACGUGACGCGUCGGCCUGCCAGCCAUCAAACGUUCCCUCUGCAGCUGGAGAACGGGCAGGCCAUGGAGUGCACGGUGGCUCAGUACUUCAAGCAGAAAUACAACCUUCAACUCAAGUAUCCACACCUGCCCUGCCUGCAGGUGGGGCAGGAGCAGAAGCACACCUAUCUCCCCCUGGAGGUCUGCAACAUCGUUGCCGGCCAGCGCUGCAUCAAGAAGCUGACGGACAACCAGACAUCCACCAUGAUCAAAGCCACGGCGCGCUCCGCCCCCGACCGGCAGGAGGAGAUCAGCAGGCUGGUAAAGAGCAACAGCAUGGUCGGGGGCCCGGACCCCUACCUGAAGGAGUUCGGCAUAGUGGUGCACAAUGACAUGACGGAGGUGACGGGGCGUGUCCUCCCAGCGCCCAUGCUGCAGUAUGGGGGCCGGGUGAGUACAGACACAGGGAGGGACUGUGGCAGGGGACUCUCUCCGCAGAAUAAAACCGUGGCCACGCCCAACCAGGGUGUGUGGGACAUGAGAGGGAAGCAGUUUUAUGCUGGAAUUGAGAUCAAGGUGUGGGCCGUGGCCUGCUUCGCCCCACAGAAGCAAUGCCGGGAGGACCUGCUAAAGAGCUUCACAGACCAGCUGAGGAAGAUCUCGAAGGAUGCUGGAAUGCCCAUUCAGGGUCAGCCAUGUUUCUGUAAAUAUGCCCAGGGAGCCGACAGUGUGGAGCCCAUGUUCAAACACCUCAAGAUGUCAUAUGUGGGACUGCAGCUGAUUGUGGUCAUUCUGCCGGGAAAAACCCCCGUCUACGCCGAGGUAAAGAGGGUGGGGGACACCCUCCUUGGCAUGGCGACUCAGUGUGUCCAAGUGAAGAACGUGGUGAAGACGUCUCCUCAAACUCUGUCCAACCUCUGCCUGAAGAUCAACGCCAAGCUGGGAGGCAUCAACAAUGUGCUGGUGCCUCAUCAGAGGCCAUCAGUGUUCCAGCAGCCGGUCAUCUUCCUCGGUGCCGACGUCACUCAUCCUCCUGCAGGCGACGGCAAGAAGCCGUCCAUCGCUGCUGUGGUGGGCAGCAUGGACGGGCAUCCCAGCCGGUACUGUGCGACGGUGCGGGUCCAGACAUCUCGGCAGGACAUGUCCCAGGAGCAGCUGUUCAGCCAGGAGGUGAUCCAGGAUCUGACCAACAUGGUGCGGGAGCUGCUCAUCCAGUUCUACAAGUCCACGCGCUUCAAACCCACACGCAUCAUUUAUUAUCGCGGCGGCGUUUCCGAGGGACAGAUGAAGCAGGUGGCCUGGCCGGAGCUGAUCGCCAUCAGGAAGGCGUGCAUCAGUUUGGAAGAGGACUACAGGCCUGGCAUUACUUACAUCGUGGUGCAGAAGCGCCACCACACGCGUCUGUUCUGCUCUGACAAAGCUGAGAGGGUUGGGAAGAGCGGGAAUGUUCCAGCCGGCACCACCGUGGACAGCACCAUCACACAUCCGUCUGAGUUUGACUUCUAUUUGUGCAGCCAUGCUGGAAUUCAGGGAACCAGUCGCCCCUCCCACUACCACGUCCUGUGGGAUGACAACUGCUUCACGGCCGAUGAGCUCCAGCUCCUCACCUACCAGCUGUGCCACACCUAUGUGCGCUGCACGCGCUCAGUCUCCAUCCCGGCGCCUGCCUACUACGCCAGGCUGGUGGCUUUUCGCGCUCGCUACCACCUGGUGGACAAAGACCACGACAGCGCCGAGGGCAGCCACGUGUCUGGUCAGAGCAACGGCCGCGACCCGCAAGCUCUGGCGAAGGCGGUUCAGAUCCACUACGACACGCAGCACACCAUGUACUUCGCCUGAGGACCGCCCGUCCUCCGACACGCGUCUCUUCCUCGUCUGUCUCUGUCGUCUUUCUGUUCGCUCUCGGUUCGGAUCCUUCACCAAAGCGGCUCACCGAGGAAGAGGAGCGGGAUGAAGAGUCACGGAACGAUCUCCAACCAGCGUUCCCAAUUCCAGCCGCCUGUUCUCAACCAGCAAUCCAGCACUGAGAGUCCUGCCCCGCCAGGGGGGUGGGGCUCCAAUGCACAAACGAAAAAACAAAAACAAACCCCUCCCUCAGACCCCCCCACAGACACACAGUUGAGCCAUUGUUUUGAGUUUGUUUUUGUUUUUUCCUCCUUGAAUGUCUGCACUCGCGCGUUUAUCGGAUUCACGGAGCGCCGGCCCCGAGGUUCUUCCGGCGAAGCAGGACUCUUAUCUACUUUACCUCAAAGCCCCCCCUCCUCCCGGGGGUCAAAUCUGUCACAAGGUCUUGGGUUUGGGUGGUGGGGAGGGAAGGCGACCUUUUCAGAAUGAUAUAUUAUGAUUAUUAUAUAUAUUUUCCUUCUUAUGAGCGAGUGUUUGAACUCCUUUUUGGUCUUUUACAAGCGAGGUGACCACGCCCAUCGCUAUUUUCCUCCUAUCCCAGCGAGGCGGAUUGUAUGCGUGUGCGUCUGUGUAUGUGUGCACGUGAGUGUGUGUGUGUGUGCGUGUUAUGGCCGGCCACUGAACUGUAAAGGGAAAUCAAGGAGCUGACUGCUGUAAAUGCCUCAGAUGAGUUGUUUUAUAUUCACACAUACAGGAAAAAAAGCAUAUAUUUACACCUGUAGAGCAGUGUGGGGAGGGGACAGCGCCUCCUGUAGGCUGGUGGAGGCAUGUUGACGGUCCGGACUCGUGCGUUUGGUUAAAAUGUCUUCAGUGAGUCUGAACAUGAGGAUCCAUUUGAAGCAGCAGAUGAAGCCAGGUUUUGACGUGCAGCAGUGAGGACCGCGCUCGGGUCCCAAGUCAUUUUGGGCCCAUGGGUCGUUUCGGACCCCGGGUCAUUUUGGGCCCAUGGGUCGUUUCGGACCCCGGGUCAUGGUGGACCCGUCGAUCAUUUGGGCCCAUCCUGAAGCAGGACCUGAGCGCAGAAAGCCACUGCCGCACGGUUCUCUUACUUUCUUGUUUUUAUUUUUUUUUGCUCAUUGCACUGACCGGGGACGCUUGGCAACCAACAGAGGGCACUGUCGAUCUCUCGUACCUUUAUGCAUUUAUACAUUCAACAAAGCAGAUUUGUAAAAGUUUAAUAUAAGGCGUUUUGUGCUUAUCUUAAGACUCGUUUAAAAGUAGAACUUUACUGUUGUCGUCGUUGUCCAUGUUACUGUUGUGAUGUUUAGGGUUGUACAGUUGUGAGUUCAGGAACAGACUUGGGCUUGAGCUGCAGGUUUAGCGGGCCGAGCAUCGGAGUUGUGUUUUUACUUUUUUUUUUUUUUUCUUCAUUUUGUAGCAUUGUUAGCGCAGCGGGUUUGUGUAGCAGACACGCAGCAUCCGCCGCAGAUGGAUGGAGACAAUCAGGACCGAGCGGUUUGUUGGGUUUUUAAGACUUUUUAAAACUCGGCGUGCGUAUUUGACGUAUACCCAUCAUGCAUCUGUAUUUAAACGGCGCUUCUUUGGUAUUUUAAUGCCCUUUUUAACACUGGAUUUAACAGAUUUAAGCUCGGCGACCAGCGGCGCCCCCUGUGGUGUGAGAUGCUGCGGGACGGGGAGGGGAAAUGGUCAGCGCGCACGCCUCCUCGGGGGAGGGGCAGCUCAGUUGAAACCCUUUUGUAAUAAACCACCCGUAAAGCAACAGGUUUACUAUGAAUGAGUUUGAGCACUUUCCUGUGGACGGCGUGCGCGCUGACGCCACCAUGCAGGCAGCAGAGCCAACGGGCCGCCGCUCGGAUAAAUGGUCACUUCCUGUUUGUAACGUCACGAAGCAAUAUUAUCCCAGCUGAAGAUUUCUGACAAAUGAAGCUAUAAUUCUCCUCGUUGUCGAUGUUGUUAUUACUCUUCAAUGUGACUGUAUUUUUAUAUUUUCUGUUUUUAUCUGGGUUGUUUUUAUUUGCUCGUAUCAAUCAGUGGGAACGUGCAUUUUGGUGGACUAGUUUUAGGCUUUAGAGCUUUUUCUUUACGUGUAGACUUUGCUCGCCUGCAUGCCGGAGUAUCGUCUGUUUUAAAAUACAACCUUUUUGAGUCAUAUUUAUAAUUAUGAAAAAAAAUUAUGAAAUUUUUCAAAGGGGGGAUGUUUAGUGGGAAUGUUUCAGUUCAGGAAUAACGUCCCGUUUUUGGUCUCAAACAUGAAUUAUUUUUAUUUUUUGAGGGGGAGGUGCAGGUGUUUCCCGCAUGGGGGGGUAGGCGUAGCUCUUUGUGUUAUGUUCAAUCUAAACGAGGUACUUUGUUCUUAUGUGGACUAGCCAAAGAGCGCCCCCCGCCCCCUCUCCUGUGUGCCACGCAUCAUGUUUCCAUGGCGACUCUGACCCCUUUGACGUAGGGGAACGACCCUCUUUUAACCUUUUUUAAAAACUAAAGGAAAAAAAGCUCCCAGACUGUUUCUGUACCGUUUUAAAAGAGAGCACCAAUCAUUUUAAAGUCCUUCACUUUGAUAUCUUGUAUCUCAAUGAAUUUGUAAUUGUAUGUAUUUUAUUAUUUUAUUUUCUUCGUCAUGGGUUCCUGUAUGGGGUUUUUAUUUUUUUCUUUUCAUCCCCCCUUUUUCUUCCCAUGGCUCCUAUAUGAUCCGUUUUCUGCUUGUCUAUUGAGAGGGCGGAGCCACAACUUUUAAUUCACUGUUAUGUGACAUGCUCAGAUGUUUUUCUUGUUUUUUUUUUCUUUUUUUUUUCUUUUUUUUUUUAGCCUGCAGGGAAAUCUUGUGUUAAUGUGCAAAGUAAUAAACUGGUAUUCUAUGCCCGUAA
Oryzias melastigma (Indian medaka) is the source of this 5711-nucleotide messenger RNA. RefSeq names its product argonaute RISC component 4 (gene ago4). The record is from RefSeq and is a predicted model, not a curated record. Lineage: Eukaryota; Metazoa; Chordata; Actinopteri; Beloniformes; Adrianichthyidae. The transcript has 19 exons. The coding region runs from base 184 to 2823 and encodes 879 amino acids. Gene Ontology annotation, molecular function: protein binding; RNA binding.